Capsicum annuum is the source of this 4207-nucleotide messenger RNA. RefSeq names its product protein SMAX1-LIKE 7. Lineage: Eukaryota; Viridiplantae; Streptophyta; Magnoliopsida; Solanales; Solanaceae. The transcript has 3 exons. The record is from RefSeq and is a predicted model, not a curated record. Gene Ontology annotation, molecular function: ATP hydrolysis activity; ATP binding. Bases 755 to 4000 code for a protein of 1081 amino acids.
GCGGUUGUAUGCUGCACUAGAAAUAGGACAUUGUACAAGUAGAAAGUGACCUUAGAAUCCUGUUUGGACCAUUACUUAAUAAGUGGACUGAGCAUAUCUUUCUGAGAGUCACAGUCAUGAUGCACCGAGUACUGGUAACCCUUAUAAACAAGAAUUAUAAGCAACUUUAAUAAGAUCUCAAAUAAAUAUAAAAGAAUCAAUACUCAGUUACCACCUACACCUGCCUUUUUCCCUCUAAGAAAACGAUGUCCCCACUCGUAGCCCUCACAAGUUCCCCCCACCGCCAACAGCAGCCACCAGAAGUGUGAAGCACCACCAACCAUCAAUAAACAUCUAACCCCCACCAUCUCCCAGGAUCUCCCUUUCCGUCCAAAACCCCCAUAAAUAACCGAAAGUCCCCAUGUGAUGGAUACACUUGUUGUUUCUAUUAUGAGGCUCUGCCACUCUAAUUCUCAAGUUUCAUUCUUUCUUUCUUAUAGUAAUGGAGUAUUAUAUAUUGCUACUCCGUACCGUUACUAAUACCAACAUGAGGUUUCUGAAUUUGAUGCUACUAACAAUAUAACCAACAUGAGGUUUCUGAAUUUGAUGCUACUAACAUUAUAUAUUGUUAGUACUUUGUUGUCAGCUCUUUGGUAGUAGCUUUUAUUUUAAGUUUUCUUGAUAUUAGUAAAUUACAUAUCAAGAAUUCCGUACUCUGUGCACGUUUACUAGAACACAACAACAGAGUACUUUCUUUUUUCCCUCUCUCCCGGAGAUGCCAACGCCAGUUAGUACUGCUAGGCAAUGCUUGACGCAGGAAGCUUCCAUAACUCUGGACGAUGCUGUGGACAUGGCAGGCCGUCGUGGCCAUGCUCAAACUACUUCUCUUCAUUACGUGUCUUCCUUACUGUCUAUUCCUUCUUCAUGCUUACGUGAGGCAUGUUCUCGUACCCGGAACAAUGCAUACUCUGUUCGUGUCCAAUUCAAAGCUUUAGAGCUCUGCUUAGGGGUUUCAAUGGAUCGGUUGCCUUCAUCGCCCAGCAGGGUCGACUAUCCACCUGUUUCGAAUUCUCUCAUGGCUGCCAUAAAAAGAUCGCAAGCGAACCAGAGACGGCAGCCUGAGAAUUUCUAUAAUUAUCAACAACAGAUUCAGAAUCAGUCAGCUUCUUCUUCAGUCCCUGGAGUCAAGGUUGAGUUGCGGAAUCUCAUAAUUUCCGUCCUUGAUGACCCUGUUUUGAGCAGAGUAUUUGAGGAAGCUGGUUUCAGGAGUUGUGAUAUUAAGCUUGCUAUUCUUAGGCCUGUUCAUAAACUCUUCAGAUAUUCCAGAUUCAGAGGACCUCCCUUGUUUUUGUGUAAUUUAAGCAAUCAGACGGAUUUGUUUCGUCGCUCUUUUAGCUUUCCAUUCUUGGGCUUAUCCGAGGGAAAAGAUGAUUAUAGGAGAAUUGGGGAGGUUUUCGUCAACAACAGAGGAAAAAAUCCACUUAUUCUUGGUACUUGUGCACAGGGUGCUAUGAACAGUUUCUUGGAAAUGAUACAUAGGAAUAGAGGAGGAGGAAUUCUGCCUGUUGAGGUAUGUGGAUUGAGUGUGAUUUGUAUAGAGACUGACAUCACAAGGUUUGUUACAGGGGAAUGGGAUGAGGAAUUAGUGAAGUUGAAAUUUGAGGAGAUUGGAACUAUGGUGAUGCAUAGUUUAGGGCCUAGUCAUGUUGUCAAUUAUGGAGAUUUAGAAGUCUUAGCAAGAGAUGAUGCUUCUAUUGAUUCUUGCAGGCAUAUAGUUAACAAAUUGACAAAUUUGCUAGAGGUUUAUCGUGGGAAACUGUGGUUGAUUGGGUGGCUGGAGAGGUAUGAGAUAUAUUUGAAAGUUUUGAAUAGAUUUCCUUACAUAGAAAAAGAUUGGGACUUGCAGCUUUUGACAAUCACUUCUUCUGUAACUACAAAGGAAGAAACAUUUCCCAGAUCCAGCUUGAUGGAAUCUUUUGUUCCAUUGGGAGGAUUCUUUUCUGCCCCAGCUGCUGAUAUUGAAAGCUCGUUAGGCUGUUCAUACCACACUGCCUCCCGCUGUGACCUAUGCAAUGAGUAUUGCAAACAAGAAGUAAACUCACUCUCAAAGUGUGGAUUAGUUAGUAGUGUUUCAGUUGCAGAUCACUACCAAUCAAGCUUGCCUUCUUGGUUGCAAAUGACUGAACUCAAAUCUAAUGGAGGACUGGAGUCUAUGAAGGCCAAAGAUGAUAAAAUGGUAUUGGGUGCUAAAGUUGCUGGUUUGCAGAGAAAAUGGGACAAUCUUUGCCAGCGUUUACACUACAAUCAACCAUUACCCAAGACAAGCAAAUUUCGGAUGAGUUCUGGAAUCCCAUCGGUAGUGGGCUUUCAAUUUGAUAAGGACCAAAAAGAGAGCGUAAAUAACAAAAAAAUUGGCCACCAGAAUGCAUCUUCAGCAGAAACUGUAAGGAAGAAAAUGACUUCCACAAUUUCUUCAUCAAAUGAAAGCAGCAAUUUACUUUCCAAGUUUAGUGAAACGCCCUCACGAGGUGAUGAUGAGCAUGUCUUCAACUCUCCAGUCUCUGUAACUUCAAUGACAACAGAAUUAGGUUUGUGCACGGCAUCUACUUCUCCAAGCAAAGAACAAGAGCAGCUGAAAAACCACAGUCGCACCAAUCAAGCACAUGACAUAUUAUGCUAUAUAUCAGCAAGUGCUAAGGUUCGCUCGAGGAGUUUCAUUAACCCACUUCCUCUAUCACCACCAUCAAAAUCUCUUCAGAAGCAGUUGGAUCCAAAAGAUUUCAAAAUGCUAUAUGCGGCUCUUAUGGAAAAGGUAAAUUGGCAAGAGGAGGCUGUAAAAGCCAUUAGCCAAACAAUAGCUCAGUGCAGAAGUAGAAAUGAAAGAAACAAUUGGCCAAGUAGAGGAGAUAUAUGGCUCAGCUUUCUUGGACCUGAUAAGCUUGGUAAGAAGAAAAUUGCGAUUGCAUUGGCUGAGAUCCUAUUUGGAAGCACAAACAACUUAAUCUUUGUGGACCUAAGUCUACAGGAUGAAGCGGGGUUGUUUUCUCUCCAGGUAUUGAAUCAAUAUGACGUGAGAUUCAGAGGGAAGCAUGUUGUUGACUAUGUUGCCGAUAAACUGAGGAACAGCCCCUUGUCUGUUGUUUUCCUUGAAAAUGUGGAUAAAGCUGAUAUACUCGUUCAGAAAAGCUUGUCCCAGGCUGUUAAGACUGGUAGAUUUUCGGACUCUCAUGGCAAAGAAGUUAGCAUAGCUAAUGCAAUCUUUGUGACAACAUCAUCUAGAUUAGCUGAAGAAAGAACUCUUCCUUCUACCAAAGAAAUAGUUGAUUAUUCUGAAGAAAAUAUACUGACAGCUAAAGGAUGCCAAAUCCAGAUACUUAUAGCAUUUGAUCUUGCAGAUGAUAUCAAAGGUUCCAACUCAACUGCAUCGAUAACAAGUAGAAAAAGAUCCUCUAGCCAAAUCUUUGUGAAUAAUAGAAAGCUAACUACUCACCCAAUCGAAAGUGUAGAUCAGCCAUUUGGAAGCUCUGAGAUGUCCAGGCGAGCCCACAAGACAUCAAACUUAUGCCUAGAUUUGAAUCUUCCAGCAGAAGAGAUUAAAACUUCUGACAACUUUAUUGGAGAUUCUGGCUGUGACUUCUCCAAUGAAAACACGAUAACGUGGUUGAAACAAUUGUUUACACAAUUUGAUGAGACCGUGAUUUUCAGGCCAUUUGAUUUAGACUCUCUUGCUGAGAAACUCUUGAAGGAGAUCAGACUAUGCUUCCACAAAAUUGUCGGUCCAGAAUGUUUGCUAGAGAUUGACAGAAAAGUAUUGGAACAAAUUGUGGCAGCUGCGUUUUUGAGUGACAGCAAGAAAAUAGAAGAUUGGAUUCAACAUGUUCUUAGCAGGGGAUUUGUACAAGCUCAAGAAAGAUAUAGUUUAAGUGCUCGAUCUGUAGUGAAACUUAAGGCAUGCGAGAGCUAUUCCCAAGAAGCGGAUAUACCAGGAGUUCUCCUUCCUUGCAGAAUCAUAGUGAACUAAGAUCUAAGUUUCUCUACAAUAUGUAAUGGAAUAUAUAUUUUGUAGACAUUUUAUAACACCUAGUUAAUUAUGUUUGUGUUACUGGAUUUAACCCAUGGGUUUAUGCGGGGUCACGUCUGUAGAGGUUGAGGACAUAAAUUGUAAAAUUUCACCUUAGAUAACUGUCGGGUGAAUUAUUUAUGUGUUCAGGGCCGGCUUCAACGUGAA